Molecule: messenger RNA, 3463 nt
Organism: Brassica rapa (field mustard)
Lineage: Eukaryota; Viridiplantae; Streptophyta; Magnoliopsida; Brassicales; Brassicaceae
Product: probable F-box protein At4g22060
Molecular function (GO): protein binding
Source: RefSeq, a predicted model, not a curated record
CAUAUCUAUGUUUUCCAUAUAUGCUAUUAAUUAGAUAAAGAAAGAGUUGACUACUGUCAGAUACAUGUCUUUUCUAUUGGACUAUGCUAUACGCUUUGGGUUAUUUAAAUGGGUGUUCUCAUGUUAUGGACAUGCAUCCAUUUUGUGUUCUCUUGUUUCUAAUGUCUUCAGUAAUAAUUUGGUGAAAAUGAGGGACGGUUUCCUUUUGAUCAACUUUCUUUGAUCAAUUUUUCUGACUAAGUGUACGUUCGCUGCUGCCGACAACUCUCUGUUGGAUGGAUUCUCUUUCUCCACCCUGCGAUGUUCCAAGGUGGUCCAAGCUUCCUUCAGAUCUCCUACACAUGGUGUUUGAACGUCUAGGGUUUUCAGAUUUUCAACGAGCUAAAUCUGUUUGUCCAUUUUGGCGAUCAGCAUCCAUAGAGUCAGCACCAAACAAUCAGAUCCCCUGGAUGAUUCUAUUUCCAGAAAAAGGUAAAGAUUAUUGUCUCUUUUUUAAUCCAGAGGAAAACAAUAAAACAUAUCGAAUUCAAGAUCUUGGCGUCAACUUUGCAAAUAGCCAUUGUUUGGCUAUUUGUGGAAGUUGGUUCUUUAUGCGGGAUCCUCGAUAUAAGCUCUAUAUUAUGAAUUUAUUCACCCGUGAGAGGAUCGAUCUGCCGUCAGUGGAGUCACAAGUUGGCAUGUUAUUGAUCGAACGAACCACGGAUGAUAUGUUCCUAGUAACAUCUAAGGAAGGUAUUGGUUACAAAUAUAAUCAAGAAGACUUGCGGAUUGACUUGCCUUUCUUUUGGAUUGACCAGAAAACCAAAGAUUAUUUUGUUACUUGUUAUCUUGAAGGCCGAGUUACGGCUUAUGCUGAAAAUGGAGAUAAAUUUUGGAAACAAGCGGACCUUAAGAUCUCGGGUGACGUGGUAUACAAAGAGCAUAAGCUUUACUUGUAUGAUUAUAAACGUGAUGUCAAAGUCUUUGAUUUUUCUGGAGAUAGUCCACGAAAAAUCGUUGAAACGCAAGUUAAUCAUGAUCCACUUUGCACAAAGGGAAUGUCACGUCGUGUUUACCCAGAGCUUGGUGAUGUGUGGGAUAUCAAGGAUACACAUCUUGUAGUCACGGUAAAAGGAGAAUUCCUGAGAGUAAAGAGCAUAGUAAAGAGUGAUGGUGAUGUUUGGUCCUUCCGCAUCUACAAGAUGGAUUCAUCGCAAAGCGAGUGGGAGAAGAUUACUUCUUUGGGGGACGAGGCAAUACUUUUGGAUCAACGUACCACCUUGCUUGCAAACGCUGUCCAAGGAAUAAAAAGAAAUUCUAUAUAUUUCAGUGGUAUUCAUCAUGACUAUGUAUUUCACCGUGUUUGGAGUGAAAAAGAUAUCUUGAACUAUAGUCUCGACACACACAAGAUUGAAAGACCACCUCCAAGUUUUUUUUCUAACGUUCAAUCAUCUCAUGCUCGAUGGUUUGUACCAAAUUGAUUUAUAUCUUUUCAGUGCUUUUAGACUUGUGUCUCUUUUAUUUUGCAAGUGUGAAAGUAAAAUAUAUCAUAUGAUCUUUGUGUUUGAAUUUGGAAUAAUAUGAAAUUUAGAUCACAUCAUGAAACUCGCAAGUGCUUUGUUCCUUGUAGUACCAUAUACAAUGGUUUCAACACUCUUAUGUUUCCCUUUUUAACAUUCUUCAUCAUCUUCUUUCUCUUCCACUUCAUUUAUUCAACACUCACUUCAUUCUAUAUUCUUACAAUCGUUUUGUUUUGAAAAGUUCAACACCCUACCCGUCAACUUUUAAUUCAUAUUUUUAUUUUUUAAAAUAUAAGAAUUACAUAUUAAUAAUUAAUUUAAAACUAAAAUAAAAUAAAUUUUAAAAAUAUUUAUUGUAAAUUCUUAUACUAAGCUUAUUUUUUAAAUAAUACCAAAAACAAUAUUAAUAGAAAAUUAAAAUUAAGAGCAUAUUCAUUUUUAAGUUAGAUAUUUACUUAAUUUUAUUCAAAAAUAUGAAACUUAAUAAUAUAAAAAACUAAAACUGAAUCAUCUGCAUUUACAUCUGGAAUGGAUUCACUAACACCGCUCAUGCGACCAAGAGUUAUUUGUGUAAAGAAUUCGAGAAAUUCAGUUGCUCUCGAAACAUUUUCAUCACUUGUUGGAGUAGAAGAAAGAGGAGGUGUUUGAGAAAAAUAUUGCAUCUUCGAUCCAUAAUUUGGAGGAUAAUUCCGAACGGAUAUGUGAUGAAGAAAUUUGGUGAAAAACCAUAAUUUGGUAUAUUUUGGGAUUGGUUGGAAGUUUUGUUUUGAAAUUGAUAAUUGUUAGGAUUUAGAAAUUGAACGAAAAAUUAGAAGAGUUUUGGGUGUUAAAAGGAUUAUUAUUAGGAUCCAUUUAACCAAAAAAAAAAGUUUAAAACACUAAAAUAGUUUAUUAUAAUGAAAAUGAUAAUUUUUUCUGUAUCCAAAUGAAAUGAGAGUAGUCUCUAUUUAUAAAUAAAAAAAAUUGAAUUUUGAUAUAGUUUUGAUAUUUUAAAAACUAAUUUUAUUAAUAUAAUAAACAUAUUUGAAUAAUUGAGUGGGGAUAAAUAUCAAGUGAAAUCUGUCCAGCCAAUGAAAGUAAAGCAUUUAAAUCUUAUCGAGAUUUAAUAUAAAAUAAUACCAAAAUAAAAGCAUGUAUAUCUUAUCCAGAUUUUAAAUAAUACCAAAAUCAAUAUUAAUAAAAAAAAUAAAAUUAAGAGCAUAUUCAUUCUUAAGUUAGAUAUUUACCUAAUUUUAUUCAAAAUAUGAAACAUAAUAUUAUAAAAAAACUAAAACUGAAUCAUCUGCAUUUACAUCUGAAAUGGAUUCACUGACACCGCUCAUGCUACCAAGAGUUAUUUGUAUAAAAAAUUCGAGAAAUUCAGUUGCUCUCGAAACAUUUUCAUCACUUGUUGGAGUAGAAGAAAGAGGAGGUGUUUGAGAAAAAUAUUGCAUCUUCGAUCCAUAAUUUGGAGGAUAAUUCAGAACGGAUAUGGGAUGAAGAAAUUUGGUGAAAAACAAUAAUUUGGUAUAUUUUGGGAUUGGUUGGAAGUUUUGUUUUGAAAUUGAUAAUUGUUAGGAUUUAGAAAUUGAACGAAAAAUUAGAAGAGUUUUGGGUGUUAAAAAGAUUAUUAUUAGGAUCCAUUUAACCAAAAAAAAAGUUUAAAACACUAAAAUAGUUUAUUAUAAUGAAAAAUGACGAUUUUUUCUGUAUCCAAAUGAAAUGAGAGUAGUCUCUAUUUAUAGAUAAGAAAAUUGAAUUUUGAUAUAAUUUUGAUAUUUUAAAAACUAAUUUUAUUAAUAUAAUAAACGUAUUUGAAUAAUUGAGUGGGAAUAAAUAUCAAGUGAAAUCUGUCCAGUCAAUGAAAGUAAAGCAUUUAAAUCUUAUCGAGAUUUAAAAUAAAAUAAUACCAAAAUAAAAGCAUUUAAAUUUUAUCCAGAUUUUAAAUAAUACCAAAAUCAAUAUUUAUAAAAAAAUAAAAUUAA